CGACUUGUUUGUUGCAGACGAACUUUCCGCGUAAACAAGUUGAUUUCAGUUUACGUUGUAGAAGCUGUGUUUUAACGUGUUUGAUAGAGCUGCGUUAUUUUCGUUAGUUUUUGAGUUUUAAACCGAGCUUAAACCACCAAUAAAUAUAUCUGGAUCGAAAUUCUGUUGAAAAUUUGGGUAGGAGCAUUAUUGAAACUUCUUUUUGUAUUGCAUCAUACCAAAUAGAAUGACAAGUUUGCUUACUGUGCUCAGGAUAUCAUCUAAAAGAUGCGUUCGUAGCGGUUUUGAAAUUAGAAGACAUUUUCAUAAUCGGAAUAGGAUUUCUUCGAUCCAUACUCUUCAAGAUCGUAGAAAUGAACAAGAAAAUUUUGAUACGUUAGGGACAUGGGACAACAGAAUAGAUUUACCUCUUCUUCUCCAAGCCAGUAUAAAACAUGGAAAACCUAUUCCAAAGAUAUCUAUCGAAAAUGUAGGAACUGCUAGUGUGAUAGGAAGAAGAACAACAAAUGAAGACAGAUUAAGAGUAAAAGAAUUACGUCCAGAAUUGUUGUACUUUGCUGUAUUUGAUGGACAUGGUGGACCUGAAUGUGCCGACUUCUGCUGUGAUCAUAUGGAAGACUACAUUAUCUAUUGGUUAAAUCGAGGGGAAACAGAUUUACAAACAGUGCUUCAGUAUUCUUUUCAAGACAUAAAUAAUGUGUAUGCAAGACAUAUUUUAUUCAAUUCUACUCGAAAAGAUGCCUCUCAAGCAGGUACAACAGCUACUGUUUGUCUGUUAAGGAACAGUGUUGAACUGGUAAUAGGACAUGUUGGAGACAGCAGAGCAGUAUUAUGUAGGAAUGGUGAAACAAAGCGGCUAACUACAGAUCAUACAGCUGAUUUGAAAUCAGAAAAGGAAAGAAUAUUAAAAUCCAAAGGGACCAUUAAUACUGACAAUAUAGGAAGGCAUUUAGUGAAUGGAAGAUUGGCCAUGACACGUAGUAUUGGUGAUUUAGACUUGAAGCCUUAUGGUGUUUCGGCACAAGCCGAUACCAGAUCUCUUGAAAUAAAACAUGGAAGAGAUGCCUUUUUAAUAUUAACUACUGAUGGUGUGAAUUUUGCAAUGAGUGAUCAAGAAGUGUGUGAUGCAGUUAACACAUGUCACAAUCCUACAGAAGCAGCUGCAUUUGUAACUGAUCAGGCAUUGCAGUUUGGAUCAGAGGAUAAUGCUACAGUUGUGAUUGUUCCCUUUGGUGCCUGGGGAAAAUAUCAGAAUCAUAAAAAAACAGCACUGAAUUUUGGACGUAGCUUACUUCGUAGCAAUCGCUAUUGAGAAAAUAUAUGCUCUUUAAUGUGAUAUAUAUAUAGGUGGCAUAUCAAAGUCAUUUUCCUGUUUUCAUUUCAGUUUUCUGUUUCAUAGUGCCAAAAAUCAUACAGCACUUAAAGGUUUGUUUAUUUUCUUAGUUGCUACAAUGUAACUUAUCAAUAUGUAUAAAUAAAAUUGUUUUUACUUUGAUAGGGUUAGACUUCAUAUUUAGAAAAUAAUUAUGUUAAAAAAUGUUAACUAAAAAUGUUUCCUUGCUUUGAAUUUCAUAAAAAAUCUAAUAUCAGAGGUUUGUGAUUCAAAUUUUUUAAUUCUAAUGUUUAUUCAGUCAAAUAUUAGGCCUGUCUAGGUACUAUUGUAAAUUGUAAACGAAGAAAUCAUAAGAAUGUCUAAGAUGGCAUUUGAUCUCAUUUGCUUUUAGUAGCAAUUCUCAACUUUUUCAUUAAUGCUAAUCUUGAUUUAAAAAAUUGUUUCAAAUUUUUUCAUGAAAAGAAUACUGAGAUCAGAUUCAAUGAAUGCAAGAGAAAUGAAUUCUUCUCAAACCAUGCUUUUAUGAAAAAUUUCAUCAAGUUUAAACCUGAAAUUCAUAAUCCAGUUUAUGAAAUAUAUUAAUUCUAAGAAUAAUCAAUAUGUUGUAAUUAGGUUAUAGGAUGAAAGUGAUGCAUAUUUGAAUUGUUUAUGCUAUAGUUAUUCAAAGUAAGCAUACAUUUUUGUGUUACCCAGUAUUUCAUUAUCAAAAUUAAAGAAUGCAUUUUAGCAGUUUGGAAAUGUUGAUCAUGCUGGUGCUCUAGUCUUUCUUUUCUUUUUUUCUUUCUUUCCCCCCCCCUCUUUUUAACAUUUUAAAAAAUUGAAAUUAAAUAUAUUUGCAUAAUAAUACUAACCAUAAAAAAAAGACAUUAAUGCAUUUAUUCCAUAUGAAACAUUACAAAAGAGUCUCAUAUAAUAUAUUUUUGAAUAUAUUCCAAUCAUUUCACUGCUAUACAUUCAUUUUACUUUAUUACAAAACUAUUAUAAAUUUUCUUUUCCGAAUAAUGCAAUUUAAUGCAGUGUACUAAAUUGUAUGUAUACAAUUAGCAUCUAGUAUUGUAGUUAACAUCUAGUUUUACAGUUGUUUGACAUGAAUAUUAAUCCAUAUUGUUACAAUGUGGACUGAUAAAUAAAUAUAUAUAUUAAACUUAACUGAAAGUACUAAAAAAUAAUUUGUGGCGACAAAAACUUUUUGAAAUUACUAAUAGAAAUGCUCUUUGUACUUUAUAUUUUAAUUCAAAAUAUCUGUUCCUCAUUAUUUUUCAUUGAAAAUUUAUUGCAAAAUUCAGGAGCUUAUGAUUUGUUUCCAUUAUUUUAUUGCAAAAUACAAAAGCAGAAAGUCUAAACUGGAAUUAUUGAAAGGUUUUUCUUCAGUUUUCUAAUGUCAUUUAAAAAGAAAUUUUCUUAAUAAAUAAAAUUUAAACUAUUUCCUUAAUAUCAUAAAGAAUAAAAAUUGUUAAAGAAUUCCAUACUUGUUUCUUCAAAGCAUGUUAUAUGUGUAUGCAUAUUUUCUUUUACUGUAUGGUAAGUCAGUUAUAUUUAGACAAACUUCUAUUAAAAUCACUCACUGAAAAAUUUUGGAACAUUCUAACUCUGGACCAAAUUAAAGUUGAGGGGGGGGGGAAUCAAACAUAAUGAUGUUUUAAAAAUGGUCUUUUAUAGAUUUCAUUAGUUAUCAUUGCUUUUUAUUAUUCCAUUUUAGAAAAAGGCGUGUUUUGUACAGAAAAUAUAAUACCAAUAUUUAGAUGUAAUUUAUAAGGUUUAGCUAUUUAACUUAAUAUAAAUUCUUAAGAAUUUUUAGUUUAUAUUCUGUGUGUAAGUUUUUUUUAAAGUAUAAUUUUAGGAUUUAUAUUUGAAAAUUGUUUUAUUUUUAAAAGAUAUAGAGAAAUAAAUAAUAAUUGUAGAAGUUUCUCAAGCUCAAAUUAAAAGUUGUAAAUAAUUUUUGUUAUUUAUUUUAAAAUUUACUCUUUUUAAUACAAAUAUAUAAUUUAUAUUUGUUUAGAAAUGUUAGAUAUAAAAAUGUUAUUUCUCUCCUAUAUUUUGGAUCAUUAUGUUUUAAAAGAGUAUUUUUCAAUUUCUUCAGUUUAAACAUUUCUUUUUUCUUUUAAGAAAACACAUUUAUUUUCUUAAAUGAUAUUUUAUAUUCAUUUUCAUUUGUUUACUCAUUUUCAAUUGAUAAAUUUUUUUGUUUUUUGUUGAUAUAUUGAACUUGUUGCUUAUGCUUGUAUUUGUAUUAGACAAAGUUGUUGUAGACAUUGUUUUAUUUCCUGUUUGUUGAAUAUUUUUAUUUUUUGAAUUUUUGUUGAAUUUGUUGUGUUGUUCUGAUUCAGCAAACAGCUUUAAUUAAAAUCUUAUGUUAUACCAUAAGUAAUUUUAUGGGAACUAAAACUAAUAUAUUGAAGAAGUUUUCAUGCAAUUUUUUUAGUUCAAAAGCUGUGAUAUAAAAGUACAGAAUGUACAGAAAUAUUCUGUGUAAAUGCACAGAAAUAUAUAUAUAAAAAUGUGUAAUAAAUAGUUUUCAGAAGAUGAA
Molecule: messenger RNA, 3860 nt
Organism: Argiope bruennichi
Lineage: Eukaryota; Metazoa; Arthropoda; Arachnida; Araneae; Araneidae
Product: protein phosphatase 1K, mitochondrial-like
Exons: 5
Coding region: 227-1312 (361 amino acids)
Biological process (GO): protein dephosphorylation
Molecular function (GO): cation binding; protein serine/threonine phosphatase activity
Source: RefSeq, a predicted model, not a curated record